AUGAAAUGGGAGUGCCAAGAAAAAAAGGGGAGUGAACAGUGGACUGGAAGGACUAUUAUCAUCCAGGGAUCACAGAUGGAUCGGGCCAUCCUUCGCCCACCCGAUUUAGAUGGCAUCAGUGGUGUUGGUCAGCUAUCCGCUGAGAACGUGGUCGAUGCUGUGGGUCGGUGCAUCCGACUGAUUGACCCAUCCGUGGAUGUCAAAUGCAAACUACCGUCAAAUAUGGCCGCCAAGUACAGAGUGGGCACCCAGCUAGCUGAUGCUGUUAAGGGUUUGAACUAUCAAGGAGAAGUGGGCUAUCAUACAUUUUUGUACGUGAAUGAGGUUGAGAUGAGAAAGAUCUUCUCCUUCCUGAUUAGUCGUCUGCCGAAAGACAGGUCCAUUAUAGAGCAAGAGUGUCUAACUCCACAAGUUUUGCUGAGAAGAUCAAUCAACCAGACCAUCAACCAUCUCCUUAAGCAAGCGUGGCUGCCACCUUACUGCUGCAUAAAAGAAGAAAAAGUUAAACGACCAUUCAAUGCACAUGUCAUGCUCGUGCCAAAUCAGUUUGACAGGCAAAACAACAUUCCACAAGAAUUGCAAAAGUACUACUCCCACCACCUUCCUCUGUCGACUCAACAGUUUGCAAACAAAUCAACAACAUCAACAAACAACAGCAACAACAAAACAAGCAUUCUUUUCUGCUCCAUCCUACAAUACAACUCCUUGAAAGUGGCCCAGGAAAGGCGAGAGAGAUACAACAACAACAUCAUCAGCUCUAGUAGUGGUAGUGAUAACUUGAAGGAUUCUAUUCUGUCGAAAAAGUCAAAAGAAAACAUUCUUUCCAAAAUAUCAAGCCAAAUAAAAGAAUCAUUGAAACAUACGAACAUAGCUUCAUCAUCAGCUCAGUUGACAUCAUCUUCAUUGCUGUCAUCGUCAUCGUCUUCAUCAUCCUCUAAGUUCAGGGCCAAACAAAAAAUGUUGGCUACAUCACCAUCCUCAUCAUCAUCCUCUUCUUCACAGUCGCAUGUUCUUUCCAAUGUCGAAGCAGACAAACAGCUCACUGAUACUAAGCCAAUAUUGGAGGUUGCUGUACCUGUGGGAAAGGAUGAGGAUGAAGAGUUGAGAGAUUUGGAAGAUAAACUGAAGAAGUUCGUCGGGGAGUUGAAUGAGAAGGGAGAGAUGAUGGAGUCGUUGAAAGAGCAUCUCCAUCAGAUGAAAGGUCAAAUAAGUGAUUUGACAAAUGAGAACAAGCGAAGGAAGGCUGAGGCGAAAAUGAAGAAGAAGAUGAUUGGUCUGUUGCCCGAAGCACAAGAAAGCAUCGUCCAAUUAGAAAACGUGGUUAGUGAAGCUGAACAACGAUUGGCUGCUAUGAUGAACCAAUGGGAAGAUAGGAAGAAACAGCUGGAGGAGGAGUUGAUUGGAUUGCAAAUCCGAUCGGAUAACAAUGAGACUCGAAGGGACCAUCUGCUAGACGAGUUGAAUGAGGUGAGGUGCAAUUUGAAGUUGGCAUCCGGCCAAGCCCAAGAGAAGAAUCUGCUACACAAACAACUUCUGAUUGAGCUCGAGAAGAUGACCACGCACGGACCCAGCCGAUCGACGUACACGACUCGCAUCCUGGAGAUUGUGGCCAACAUCAUGAAACAGAAUCAGGAGAUAGAGAAGAUUCUUGUUGACACGAGGUCAGUUCAGAAAGAGAUCAACCAGGUAUCCGGUGUUCUUGAGAGGACGUUUAUUGUGACUGACGAACUCCUCUUCAAGAAUGCCAAGUCAGAUGAAACAUCACGAAGGGCAUACAAGCUGUUGGCAAGUCUGCAUGAGAACUGCAGUUCUUUAGUGAAAUCAGUCGAAGAGAUUGGUGAGAUAACGAAAGAGACGAGAGAUAUUGAGGAACAACUGGAGAUUGAAAGAGACAACCAGACCGAAGAGAGUCUUGAGAGAAUCAGCAAUGACUUCAAACUCAUCAAACUAGAGAACCAACAACUAAUUCAGCAGCUGAAAUCCAAGAUGACGACCUAAGUAAAUUUCAAUGUUCCUUCCUUCUUGCCGGCGUUCUAUUUAUGCAUGUUUCCAUUAGAUGCUAAUACAGCUCCACCCGUCCAUAUUUAUUUCACAUAUACACCCAUUAGCAUUUACGUUGAUGAUUUUUUGUUAAAUGUUGUUAGGUGCCAAUGUUUAAAUCCAUGAAUGAUCAUGAAUUGUAAUUUUCUGUUCAGAUAAAUGUGCUUGUUGUUUCCAUUUCGACCAGUUUUGUAUUUUUAUAUUCAUUGACUUUGAUAAGUGCAAUUCCUUAAUUUGUGUUCAACAAGUUGAUACGAAAAGUAAGAAACUGUUAUAAAUUAAAUAAAUUGUUUUAAAUCGAAGACGAUGUGACGAUUUGUGAAUGGAGGUUUGUUGAGUUAAUUAAAUGAAAUUUAAAAACAUGACGACUCUAAAAAAUAGUAUGUUCAGUUGGACACUCACUCAACCGAAAGCAACUUUACAACAUCAGUAUUAAAACUUACCUUUGAAUAUUAUUAUAUGAAAAGUUUUCAUUAUUUCUUAUCAAAAUUUUUCCACUUAAGAGGUACGAUCUACCAGCUUUUUAUCGAUAUUUGUUUAAUUAUUUUUUUUCAUAACCUUUGUGCGAAGAAAUAGCUUUGUUAACAUAUAACUGAAGUUUCCGAACAUUGCUUUGAAUCAAAUUCAAAGAUGAUUUUUCACGAUAUAAUGUAUCAGUUUUAUCAUAUGAAUGAGGAAAGUAAAUUCGAACUAAUUG
Helobdella robusta is the source of this 2737-nucleotide messenger RNA. RefSeq lists its product as hypothetical. The record is from RefSeq and is a predicted model, not a curated record. Gene Ontology annotation, molecular function: cullin family protein binding. The transcript has 16 exons. Gene Ontology annotation, biological process: positive regulation of ubiquitin-dependent protein catabolic process. Lineage: Eukaryota; Metazoa; Annelida; Clitellata; Rhynchobdellida; Glossiphoniidae. The coding region runs from base 1 to 1998 and encodes 665 amino acids.